AUGUUCCUGAAUUAUGCUUUGGUGGAUGUUUUCACAAACACCCCAUUCCUAGGAAACCCACUGGCAAUUGUGCGCGUUCCUGCAAGCUACAAAUCAUCCUUAUCUCAAGAGAUAAAACAAAAGAUCGCUGUGGAGUUUAAUCUCUCGGAAACAAUUUUCUUACAUGAACCAUCCGGAGAUUGUCAGACCCCAGUCGAGACUCUCGCCAUCGAUACUUUUACACCAAAAUGUGAGAUUCCGUUUGCCGGUCAUCCCACGAUUGGAACCGCCGCCUAUGUCUUUCGGAACUAUUCCCCGGCUGUCUCUGAAAAUUUGAAAUCCUUGGUGACUAAAGCGGGCCAUAUUCCCCUUUCCCAGGAUUUAAAAACUGGCCUUGUGAGCGCGCACAUUCCAGUAGAUUUCCACAUUCACCAGGCGCAAAUUCCUUCCAACAUAUCCUCAGUCUCUGAUGCCUCGCCCGCCGUGUCUAUUGUGAACGGCCUCUCAUUCGUCCUAGCCGCCGUCAGUGAUGUCGAGUCUCUAGCCAAGCUCUCUGGCGGAUUGAUUGAGGAUUGCGUCAACCCACCAUUUCUGGACGAAGGAUGGAACGUGGGCUUAAUCGGGACCAAAUACUUUGUUGACCUGGGGAAGGAUGAUCAAGGUUACAGACAGCUUAGAACAAGGAUGUUCGUCACCUGGGAAGACCCCGGAACUGGCAGCGCGUCGUCUACGUUAGCCUGCUUUUUGGCAUUGAAAGAACCAAAGGAGCAGGGCAGCGGACCGUUCCACUAUCACAUAAUUCAAGGAGUGGAGAUGGGGCGGAGAAACGAUAUCUAUGUUCGGGUUGCUCGGAGUGAGGAUGGGGAGAAGUUAGCAGAGGUAUUGCUUCAGGGCGACGCUGUGUCGGUCGGCGAAGGGCGAAUUGCAGUCCCGGGCCAGAGCAUAUAA
Aspergillus melleus is the source of this 927-nucleotide messenger RNA. Its product is annotated as PhzF family phenazine biosynthesis protein. The coding region runs from base 1 to 927 and encodes 308 amino acids. The record is from RefSeq and is a predicted model, not a curated record. Gene Ontology annotation, cellular component: cytoplasm. Lineage: Eukaryota; Fungi; Ascomycota; Eurotiomycetes; Eurotiales; Aspergillaceae. Gene Ontology annotation, biological process: biosynthetic process. The transcript has a single exon. Gene Ontology annotation, molecular function: isomerase activity.